Molecule: messenger RNA, 3343 nt
Organism: Marchantia polymorpha subsp. ruderalis
Lineage: Eukaryota; Viridiplantae; Streptophyta; Marchantiopsida; Marchantiales; Marchantiaceae
Source: the annotation of a GenBank genome assembly
GAGUGCCGCGCCGCGCAGCAGGAGGGAAACGACAGCACGAAGCGUACACGUACAAUUCAAGAUCUCGUUCGUGAGCGACCGCUGCUGCAGCAGAGCGGACCCCCUGACUUCGUGAGUGUGCGGAUGCGGCCUUCUUGCACACUUUGCUGAUCCUGCGCGCCCCCGAGAGAAUUUGCUAUAAGUUCGUCGAGGCUUUGUCGAGCGCGGGAGUGCUGCGCGACGGCGGUGCAGCAAUUAUCGUAGGCUCACGAGGAAGAACCACCCUGAGCCAGAGCCACGCGUUGGCGCGAGAACGGCUGCAAGCUUACGAGCGAAAGACUCAUUGGUGCACAAGUGAAGAAUUGUAGUGAGUGGAUAAACUUCGAAGCGCCAUUCGCUUCGUGCAGUAUCUCGAAAGUCGACCGAGAAUUUUUCCUGGCAGACAAGAAUCAUCGGCAUGGACGGAUUUGGUGCUUCGUAUGCCUAACAGUGACAGGUGUUGUCGUUCUUUGGAGUUUUAGUGACCGACGUCCAAGGAGCUUCUCCGGUCAUAACUUUUUUGCCGGUCAGCAGGAACAGGUCUUGUGGUUUGUGGUCUAUUAUUCAGAUAUCCUGAUUACUGAAGACAGACAUCAUCGAGAAGCUGGUUUGCUCUUCUGUUACCAAAACUCGCUUCAGACUGGCUGCUGAGAGAAUAUCCCUUGCUCGGGGAUGAAUUGAGUAGUGCAAUUUCUGUCCGGUCUGCAAUUCAUCUCCUUGAGUGUAGACCAGAUUUGGCAAGCAGGUGACUGGGAAGUGUUUAUGAGAGGAGUAAGCGUGUACUCCACGUUUGGAUACAGAGGCGAAGUGAUGGCCUCCGACCGCGAAUGGUUUGACACAUGGCUACAUCAGAGUCGUACACCUCCGAGACUUAUGAAAGUUCAAACAUCUGAAGAUGAAUUGGAUGCAGAGCAUCAAAAUCUGAGGAUGUUGCUUAAUGUUUUUCCCGGAAUUUCUUUGCCCUGCAUUGCGGAAGCAUAUACUCUAGCUGAGGGAGAUCCCAAUUAUGCGGCUGAGCUUCUUGCUCACGGGAGCAGCAGUAAGCCAAUUUCUGAUGUUAGACAGAAGGUGGGGAGAAAUGUAGCGCCGCACGAGCUCAGUGAGGAGGCGCAGUUUUUCGAUAGCACUUGCAAACCUCUGGAAUCAGUUUUCCACUUCGAGAAGAUGAGCGAGCAGCUCAAGAAAGUAGAGAAGCAAGAAGCAGGAUCAGUCGUAUCUCACGAGGCGCCGGGAGCUCACAAUCACAGCGGUAGGCCCCCUGAGGAAAAUUCUGGUAUGUCGUUCGGGACACAGGAGACGGUUUGGCAGUCUGCAUGUCAGCUCGGGAUAACUUUCGGCGGUAGUUCGGCCUGCAUGGGUGGCAAUGGAGGAAAAAUAUUGAGCAACUCUUCCGCGCUAGGAUGUGUUGGCGGUACAGCAGCUGGGAAUGGGGCCAGUAAUGGGACGGGGAAUGUUUUAUCUGAUAGCGGGAGCUCCUUGUUACCUGGAUGGAAAGGUUUCAAUGUUGGCAAGAAAGUGUCAGCUAUCUCUGGCACUGUGUCUUGUCACAGGCAGCAGAGGAGGAAUGGCUUCUCUCAUUUUGACGCUGGCAAAGACAGCAAGGAACAUAGGGAGGGUGAUGAGGUGCUGUUCUAUGGGAAGCAGCGGAAGAAGAAGAAAGGUGGCAUGAACAGAAAUGACGAUUGUGGUAGCUUUGCAGACGAUUCUGUUAGGCAAACGGAGGACUUCCUAUACUCCAUGCUGGGCGACUCCUUUGAAUUGGGUAUCGACGUAGUCAGGGACGUCUUAGAACACUUCUCUGGCGACACUAACGAGGCCUUGGAGACCCUUCUACACAUGGCAUCAACAUCACCCGGAUUCCAUUGUACUGAGCUACCUGACCAGGUGUCUGAACCUUUACAAAAUUUGAUUCAAGUCUUUCCAAAUAUGGAUCCGGCCGAGGUUUUGAUUGCCUUCCAGGAGUGCGAUGAGGAUAUUGUUCAAGCCAUAAACGCAAUCCUUCAAAAGGAGCUUGUCUUAAAGGAGAGUAUGGCUGAAGAUGACUCGGUUGAGCGUACCCAGUUUGAUCAUGUUUUAUCCACACUGCACGAAAGCUUUCCAACUGUUGAGCGCAGCUUUCUUUCAGAGGUGUUACAAGCAUCUGAGUGUUCGUACGGGGAUGCGGUGCAGGCUUUGAAAGAAGCGGGAAUGACACCAGUCAAUGAGAGGGCUCAGACUAAAGUCGACCCGGCAGAGGUACUGCAAGCCUUGUUCAGAAGGGAGCCUGAAAGCUCAGAUGCUGGUUCAUCAUGCGAGCAAAACACCAAUGGAGAGCUGUAUACUGUUGUGGCUGCGAGACCACGAGCCCGAUCUUGUGCAACGGAUAGCAAAAUUGUAAAAGCUAAGGUUGAUGAGUAUGAGAGACAUCGCGCUACUGCAAAUGAACUUUGGAGUAAAAUGAAGAAAUGCUUUCAGGAGGCUGCAGCAGCACACAGUCGGGGUCAACGCGCUUUGGCAGGGGAUCUGUCGCAAAAGGGGCAGCUUUACAAAGCACAAGCUCGUGAAGCAAGCUUGAGAGCCAGUGAGAACAUUUUCAACGUGAAGAACAGAGAUAUCGAGAAUAACAUUUCUAUCGAUCUCCACGCGCAGCAUGUUCAAGAGGCCUUUCGGCUGCUUAAGCUGCAUCUGAGAUCUUUGUCGUCUAUCUCUUCUGUUCACACUUUGACCGUAAUCACCGGUCAUGGAUCGCAUAGUGCUAGCGGACGUGCAAGAAUCAAACCUGCGCUGACGGAGUACCUGGCCAAGACGCACAUUCCUUGGGCAGAGCCAAAUGCGGGUUGUUUGGUAAUCAAGAUGUGCGACGUCAGGACACAUUAUCCUGGUCACAAGAGUUCUGACAGUUCUUCUGAAAGUGAGAGUCAAUAGGUAAGACGAGGGUUGUAUUUAUUUGCUUGAAAUCAUGUGCGACCGAAUCGCCAUGGCAGCUGCCUAACUUGAGGAUGUCUAGUUUUAAAGAGUAGCCGGUGCUAUAUGAGGCAGCUCUCUUUCCACCACUCGCAACACGUUUACAUGCUAUGAAACGGAACUCCUGCCAGCGAAUUGUACUGUUCUGUUCUAGAUAGAAGAUCACAAUGGAGAGCAGUCGCGUAGACAAUCAGACGUGGACGGAAACUGCUAAUUUUUCCUAAUAUCUCAUUCUAGUAUUUUUUCAUCUCAUUAUCGGGAAAGACUCGCAGCUGUUACGAAACAUGCGCCGCUCCUUGGCGAGGCAUUGAUGUAAAUGUGAGUAAGGCCACCAAAUACCUGUAAAGAAGUUUCAGUCCAUACCUGUAAAGAGUUUCAAUCC